AAGCAAUUCUCUGCUAUGAAUAAAUUGAAGAAGAUGGCAUUGCGUGUUAUUGCUGAGAGGCUAUCUGAGGAAGAAAUUGGUGGCCUGAAAGAAUUAGUCAAUAUGAUUGACACAAGCAACAGUGGAACCAUAACAUUUGAUGAGUUAAAAGAUGUCUUAAAGCGAGUAGGAUCUAAACUCAUGGAGUCUGAAAUCAAGGAUCUCAUGGAUGCUGCAGAUAUUGAUAACAGUGGGACAAUUGACUAUGGUGAAUUCAUUGCUGCCACUGUUCAUCUAAAUAAGCUAGAGAGAGAGGAAAACAUGGUGUCAGCCUUCUCCUAUUUUGACAAAGAUGGUACUGGCUAUAUAACCCUUGAUGAGAUUCAACAAGCUUGUAAGGACUUUGGUUUAGAUGAUGUCCAUAUUGAUGAAAUGAUCAAGGAAAUCGAUCAGGAUGAUGAUGGACAAAUAGAUUAUGGAGAGUUUGCUGCCAUGAUGAGAAAGGGCAAUGGAGGGAUAGGAAAGAGAACUAUGAGAAACACACUUAAAUUUAAGAAAUGCUCUGGAAUUAGUGGGCAAUGUACACAAUCAAGUUAUUGA
Lotus japonicus is the source of this 579-nucleotide messenger RNA. Its product is annotated as calcium-dependent protein kinase SK5-like. NCBI's taxonomy places the organism in Eukaryota, Viridiplantae, Streptophyta, Magnoliopsida, Fabales, Fabaceae. The transcript has 4 exons. Bases 16 to 579 code for a protein of 187 amino acids. The record is from RefSeq and is a predicted model, not a curated record. Gene Ontology annotation, molecular function: calcium ion binding; enzyme regulator activity.